Molecule: messenger RNA, 1371 nt
Organism: Penicillium daleae
Lineage: Eukaryota; Fungi; Ascomycota; Eurotiomycetes; Eurotiales; Aspergillaceae
Product: MmgE/PrpD family protein
Exons: 4
Coding region: 1-1371 (456 amino acids)
Molecular function (GO): lyase activity
Source: RefSeq, a predicted model, not a curated record
AUGGCGACACUGCGUCUUGCAGGCUGGGCAAAGGCCCUUGAAUACUCUGACCUUCCAAGCGACGUCGUCCGAGCCGCUGUGCGGAGCUUCUACAACUGGGCUGGUUGCACGAUCGGUGGCAGCAAUCACGCCGCCACCCUCAUUGCACGCCAAUCUCUGGCACCAUUCUUCGGCGCCUCUACCUCAACGCUGUUGGGGCACAAGGGGGAGGUGAAGAUAGACGCGCAACAUGCAGCUCUCAUAAACGGCAUUGCGUCACAUGUCCACGAUUAUGAUGACACACAUCUUGACACAAUCAUCCAUCCAACUGGCCCUGUCGCAAGCGCUCUGCUUGCUGCUGCGGAAUGGAGGACGGGAGUAUCCGGUCAAGACUUUAUUGCCGCUCUGGUGGCCGGCAUCGAGGCCGAGUGUAAGGUUGGAUUGGCCGUUUGGCCAGAACAUUAUGAUGUGGGAUGGCAUAUUACAUCGUCCACCGGGUCCAUAGGAGCUGCUGUGGCCGUCUCCAAGAUCCUUGGCUUGACUAUGUCAGAGACCGCCCACGCUAUCGGACUCGCAGCUACACAGGUGGUCGGUCUGCGAGAGAUGUUUGGAUCCCACACCAAGUCCUUCCACCCCGGCCGUGCUGCGCAGUGCGGCUUGCUUGCGGCUGUCAUGGCCCAGGGCGGCUACACCAGCAGUGAGACGACGCUGGAGGCCAAACGUGGAUGGGCAAACGUUGUCGGCUCUUCAAAGGCAGACAUCCUGCAGAGCCUUGACAAGUGGGUUGGUGGUGAGGGCGAGUUUAGCCUCGUCAACAAUGGUGUUGGCCGCUGGGAAAUCCUGCGAAACAGCUUCAAGCCCUUCCCUUGCGGUAUUGUCAUCCACCCAAUCAUCGACGCCUGCGCUCAGCUACACGGUGAGAUCUUGAGUAAGAACCUUGAUAUACACAAGAUCAAGUCGGUUACAGCAAAGGUUCACCCUCUUGUGCUGGAACUCACAGGCAAGAAGACCCCCAAGGAUGGGCUGGAGGCCAAGUUCAGCGUUUAUCACAGCGGCGCUUGUGGUCUUCGCUUUGGAAAGGCUACGCCCGCCGAGUACGAUGAUGCAGUUGUGCUUGAUCCCGAGGUUAUCGCCAUUCGGGAUCGAAUCACGGCUGAGAUCAACACGGCUUUGACGCCCGACCAGGCAAUGGUUACCGUGGAGCUUGAAGACGGCCAAGUCUUCACCAAGACCAUUGAGCACGCAAUUGGCAGUCUCGAGGUGCCUCUGGACGAGACCAUGCUGAAGACCAAUGCACCCCCCGUUCUUGGUGAAGGAGCCACGGCCGCUAGCAAGGCGUGCUGGGAGAUUGAGGCAGCGGAAGACAUUUGCAACAUCACACAAUUUAUGUAA